Messenger RNA from Nerophis lumbriciformis (worm pipefish), 640 nucleotides. It is a transcript of the gene rpl35a, whose product is annotated as ribosomal protein L35a. Gene Ontology annotation, cellular component: ribosome. Gene Ontology annotation, molecular function: structural constituent of ribosome. Gene Ontology annotation, biological process: translation. NCBI's taxonomy places the organism in Eukaryota, Metazoa, Chordata, Actinopteri, Syngnathiformes, Syngnathidae. The record is from RefSeq and is a predicted model, not a curated record.
CGCUUAACCCUGCGCUCAUUUCAGUCUUUUUGUCAUUGUGGACGUCGCGAUGGCCGAGAUUGAGACCGGAUCCUGUUGCUAACUGCGGCUAGCACCGUGGGCUGUUCCGUUCCGUUGGCCGACAUCAGAGGCCCAUGUUGGCUUGGUUGUUGGAAUAGUUCUCGGUCUUGUAGCACGUGUGUCUUACUGGGUGGAUAAUGCGAAUAAAACGUGUUUACUUUUGAUUGUGAGAUCACCUGAGAAGAGUGACGAUGCCAGGAAGACUGUGGAGUAAGGCCAUCUUUGCUGGCUACAAGCGUGGUCUGAGGAACCAGCGCGAGCACACGGCACUCCUCAAAGUGGAAGGAUGUUACAGUCGUGGCGAGGUGGACUUCUACCUCGGCAAACGCUGUGCUUACGUCUAUAAGGCCAAAAAGAAGACGAGGACCCCUGGUGGUAAGGCCAACAAGACUCGUGUUAUUUGGGGAAAGGUGACCCGCGCACACGGGAACAGCGGCAUGGUUCGCGCCAAGUUCAGGAGCAACCUUCCGGCCAAAGCGAUGGGACAUCGCAUCAGAGUGAUGAUGUACCCAUCUCGAGUGUGACGGCGCCUUAGCAGCUUGUUGUUUGUAAAUAAACAAUAAAAUGGACCCCAUCAGUA